Molecule: messenger RNA, 765 nt
Organism: Funneliformis geosporum
Lineage: Eukaryota; Fungi; Glomeromycota; Glomeromycetes; Glomerales; Glomeraceae
Source: the annotation of a GenBank genome assembly
AUGUAUCUUCCAAAAUAUGAUGGGAAUAUUCAUCCAGAUGAAUGGAUAAAUGAUAUUCAAAGUGGCCUUCAACGUAAUAAUCUUAAAGUUGAUGUAACUUAUGCAAAACAAUUAGUAGAUCCUAUUAUCAACCUCCCAGAUGAAACAGAUGAAAAUGAUUCUUUUGAAAGACUUCGUGAUGCACUUAAAGAUGACAUUUCAUUUACGAUUGUCAUGGAUGAGUCAAUUUUAAUUAGAAAUGGAUCUAUUGUAGCUUUAAAACAUGUUGCCACGGGAAAAUAUUUAAGUUCAAUUAAAAAUUUAAAAUAUCAAACUGGAAGCAUGUUUCAAUUGGUUUUUGUAAAUGAUUUGUUAAAUUCGGAUGCUUUAUGGAAUAUCACAUUUACGAGCGGUACAGAAUUAGCUUCAUACUCCGAUACUUAUAUUUAUUUACAACACAAAAGUUCUAGCAACUUUCUUGGAAUGUAUCCUGGUUACUAUAAAUCUCCGGUAACUCGGCACAAUGAAGUAUGUUGUUCUUCACAAGAAAAUUGGAAGUUUAAUCAUAGUAAAUUAGAAAAUUAUCAAGGUUAUUUGAAAUCAAAUGAUAUUAUUAAUCUUAGUUUUACUAAUAGAUAUAAUGUUCAACAAGUAUUUUUACGUAGUCAUGAUUUUCAAUUUACUAUUGGAAAUGAUUCUUAUCAAGAAGUUGUUUGUCAUAACGAAAGACUAGGGGGCAAUGAUGAGUGGUGUAUUGAAAUUGUUAAGCAGAACUUAAAUAGUUAA